This is a messenger RNA of Fusarium keratoplasticum, 1566 nucleotides long. RefSeq lists its product as uncharacterized. Gene Ontology annotation, cellular component: membrane. Gene Ontology annotation, biological process: transmembrane transport. Gene Ontology annotation, molecular function: transmembrane transporter activity. The coding region runs from base 1 to 1566 and encodes 521 amino acids. Lineage: Eukaryota; Fungi; Ascomycota; Sordariomycetes; Hypocreales; Nectriaceae. The transcript has 5 exons. The record is from RefSeq and is a predicted model, not a curated record.
AUGGCGCAACCACAGAAAAGCAUCGCUCAAACCUCGUCAAGAGAGGUCCAAGUCGAUACACCAAAGUUACCUGAUCGCUAUGCAGAUGAGAGCUACAAGCUAUUCUCCCAGGUCAAGGUCGACCCCCCAACACCAGAGGAAGCACAGAGAAUCCGGAAUAAGUGUAUUCGCUGGAUUCUGCCCUUCUUGUGUGUCGGUUACCACCUUAUGUAUGUGGACAAGCAGACUCUAGGAAGUUCUGCGAUUCUGGGCAUCCUUGAAGACGGCCAUUUAAACGCUACCCAAUACAAUUGGCUAUCAUCAAUCUUCUACCUUGGAUAUCUGUUGGCAGAAUGGCCACAGAAUCUGGCUAUUCAACGCUUCCCUGUCGCGAGAUGGCUGGCAAUCAACUUGACCGUUUGGGGAUGCAUCUUGCUGCUUCAUAUCCCAUGCAACAACUUUGCUUCAUUCUUCGUCGUCCGCUUCUUCCUCGGUGUGGCAGAGGCAAGCAUCGUGCCAUCGUUCCUCGUCAUUCUAUCCAUGUUCUUUACAUAUGAUGAACAAGCGGUUUUGAUGCCGAUUAUGUGGGCUAUCGGGAACUCAAGCCCCAUCACCUCGGGGCUGCUCUCCUACGGCGUCCUCUUUAUCGAUACUGGCAGCUUCGCGCCGUGGAGAUGGUUCAUGGUUAUCACUGGCACCUUGACCGUCAUAUACGGCAUCUCCGUGUGGAUCUUCUUCCCCGGAAGUCCCAUCACAGCCCAUUUUCUCACGCCUGAGGAACGGGCUCAGGCCAUUCUCCGCAUCGAGUCAAACCAUUCCGGAAUCGAGCAGAAGCACUUUAAGAAGUACCAAUUCAUCGAAGCCAUCAAAGAUCCAAAAACUUGGCUAUUCUUCCUUCACGCGUGGUCUCAGGAAAUGGCCAACGGUCUGACUAAUCAAUACUCGCUCAUCAUCAAGUCAUUUGGCUUUACCACUCUUCAGACGACGCUUUUGGGGUGCAUCAAUGGUGUUACUGCGCUUGUGUCUCUUGGUGCAGCGGCUUGGAUCUUGGCAAAGACCCAUAAUUGUCGGGCUUGGGUGUCUGCGGUGGCAUACAUACCUCCCAUUGUAUCCUGCAUCAUGCUGCUAACUCUUCCCUGGGGUAACCGCUGGGGUCUACUGACAGCUAUCUGGAUACGUGCAACUGGCGGAAUCCCCUACGCUGUUGUCAUGAUUUGGGCCGCCAACUGCUCUGCUGGACACACCAAGAAAACUGCGGUAAUCGCCCUGUACCACGUUGGGUACGGUUUGGGCAACAUUCUCUCACCCCAGUUAUUCCAGCCACAAUACGCUCCUCGAUACCUCGUGACUUGGGGUGUCAUCCUCGGCGUGGCCUGUAUUCUCCCAACUUGCAUUGUCCUCUACCUAAGAUGGUAUCUGGCAAGGGAAAACAAGAGACGAGAUGAAAUCGACCGCCAAGGUCUGAUCAGAGAGGUUGGUGUUAUUGAGCAUGUUGAUGAAAGUGGAGAAACGACGGAGGAAGUGGUGAACACCAGGCAGCUGGACCUGACAGAUCGAGAGAACCUUGCCUUCCGAUAUGUCCUGUAG